Messenger RNA from Orbilia oligospora ATCC 24927, 537 nucleotides. RefSeq lists its product as uncharacterized. The transcript has a single exon. The record is from RefSeq and is a predicted model, not a curated record. The coding region runs from base 1 to 537 and encodes 178 amino acids. Lineage: Eukaryota; Fungi; Ascomycota; Orbiliomycetes; Orbiliales; Orbiliaceae.
AUGCCACCAAUACAACACACAUUCGGUACAACAGGCAACGUGCCUUCGCACCCCGGCGCCGGUAUCACCCAAACGCCCCAAAACGGCCCUCUCCAAACCAACAAUCCUUACUUCUCCCAACCCACACCAUCACCAUCAACAUUACCAGUACCUCCUCCUCCACCACCACCUCCUUCUUCGGAAACAAACAAAGCAGAAGAACAACAGCAGUAUACAUCAUCAUCAUCACCAUCAUCAUUCCCAAUUGCAGUUUCUUCAAGUCACAAUUACGCUCACGAGAGUACAUACCCCCAAGUAUUAUCGACAUAUGCUCACGAGAGUACAUAUCCCCAACCAGCGCCACAUACUACAUAUGCACAAAAUCCAUAUAACAAUUACAAUGACGCCGCUCAGCUGCCUCAGGAGCCAAUACCGGCGUAUACACGAGACGGACAGAAUGAUCCACCAGAUUUAUUGGCCGCGAGGAGGGAAUAUAUAGAUGUUGAGACACAAAUUCAAAACGAGACAACUGAGUUAAAGUACGAGAUUCACCCAUAA